Messenger RNA from Colletotrichum abscissum, 204 nucleotides. RefSeq lists its product as uncharacterized. Bases 1 to 204 code for a protein of 67 amino acids. Lineage: Eukaryota; Fungi; Ascomycota; Sordariomycetes; Glomerellales; Glomerellaceae. The transcript is spliced from 2 exons. The record is from RefSeq and is a predicted model, not a curated record.
AUGGCCCGUAUGCACCAGCCUCAGAUGCCAAAUAAGGCUUAUGGCUAUGGCUAUGGCGGCAUGCACGACACGACAAGUCAACUCAUGUUUUGCCCCGUCCUUUGCGGUCGGCUCGUCGACAUUGACCAUCCGUCACCAGCAUGGUUGCAGAUUAGCGAGUCAGGCAGGCAGACAGUCAUCCGUGGUAAUGAGCCGAAUGCUUGA